Messenger RNA from Cryphonectria parasitica EP155, 4947 nucleotides. RefSeq lists its product as uncharacterized. Bases 1 to 4752 code for a protein of 1583 amino acids. The record is from RefSeq and is a predicted model, not a curated record. NCBI's taxonomy places the organism in Eukaryota, Fungi, Ascomycota, Sordariomycetes, Diaporthales, Cryphonectriaceae. The transcript is spliced from 3 exons. Gene Ontology annotation, molecular function: protein binding.
AUGAGCAGCCUUUGGAAGGCCUGGGUCGAUCACGAUGUCGAUCGCUUUCGUCGCCUGCUGGCUCCUGCCGGCUACGGCGCUCAGGGCGCUUCCAAGAGCCCCCAUAUAGGGACAGGAGGCCCUGGCGGCAGUCCCGGCGCUUUCGGGACUUCGCCUAGGAUCGCAACAAAGAUGCGCAAGGGGUCUGGCCUUGGGCCAGGAGGAGGAGGAGGGCCUGGUGGCCGGUCUGGGAACACCAACUUUGGCCGCGCCGAAGUCAACAGCCGAGAUCACGCUGGUCUGACCAUCCUAUUGCGCGCCUCGUCCUCCACCUCCGAAGAUGCCAUCGCUUUUGUCGAGACCCUGCUCAACCACCCCGCCAUCGAUCUCCAUGUGCAAGACCCCGAGAGCGGAUGGAACGCCUUACAUCGCGCAUUGUAUGCUGGAAACAUCUCGAUCGCAAGACUGCUAUUGGAGAAAGAGCGUAGGGACUUGACCGGGCAGACUGUGGGCGCAUCUCUCUCCAGAGCUGGACGCCUGAUCAGGACAAAGGACCACGAGGGCUUAUCGCCGUUCGAUUUGUACAACUCAACAAUCGCCCAGCGUGACGUAGCAGGCGUGAAAGUUGGAAGAGACUCGGAUGACGAGUCAGAGGAUGAGGAAACUGGGGACCCUCGCGCGUCGGAAUCCACAGGCUCUCUCUUUGGCUCGGAGCUCUUCGCUUUUGGGAGCAAUAAGAACCUGACCUUGGGCUUGGGUGAUGAGGAUGACCGUCAGUUCCCGGAGCGGGUAUAUUUACAGCGAUCAGACUACCUCUUGCAGAGGUUCCACAACGAGUACCUCAGGGACGCAAAUUCCGACCUGUCUGUGUCGGCUAACUGCAGCCUGGACGAAAUGCCGACACUCACCAGAUUUAGAGACUUGGAAGUCCAGGACGUGCAGCUUUCCAAGUAUCACAGUGCCAUUCUGACGACGGAUCCGGUCUCCAACCUUUAUGUGUGUGGUGUUGGGCGCGGCGGCCGACUUGGUCUGGGAGACGAAAACACGCGUUUCAACUAUACCCCAGUCCAAGGCGGGCUCGUCAAUAAAAAGGUAGUCCAAGUAGCCCUGGGCCAAAAUCACACCAUGGCCAUCACAGAUACUGGGGAGUUGUGGAAUUGGGGCACAAAUGCGAACUCGGUUCUUGGCUAUUCCUUGCCUGAUCCAGUCAACAAAGGCGAGGAGCCCUUCAUUGCUACACCACGGCAAGUCUUUGGGCCUCUCAAGAAGGAGGUCAUCACUGGCAUUGCUGCUUCGACCAUCCAUUCCGUGGCGUACAAUGGGUCGGCGCUGUUUUGUUGGGGCAAGAAUGUCGGCCAGCUUGCCCUCAUGGACGCAGACUCGAGGUCCCUUGAGGUGCAGACAACUCCGCGGAGAGUAGCAGCGUCUCUGAUAUCGGCGCCGAUCGUGAUGGCCUCGGCGAUAGACAAGGCGACUACGUGUCUUCUGGCAAACCAGGUUGUCAUUGUCUUCACGGCUUACGGAUACAACAUCGUCAAAUUCCCCUACGCUGAUGCGUUGGCCAACUACAACUUGGGUGGAUUCACAGUGUCAUUCUCAGGCCAUGAUUCUCAGAGAACUCGGAUCAAACACAUCGCAUCCGGUGGUGAGACCAUUGUUGCUCUGACUGGCAGAGGAGAUCUAUUCCACAUGAACUUAUUAGCUCCAAAAGCGGAUGCUCAUUCCUCUUCAUCCACAACAAAUCCCACAAAGAUCAAGAACGCUGUCAGCCAGCCAGUCUGUAUCUGGACGGCGCACAAGGACGGCGUUAGGUCCGUCGACGUCGGCGAGCAUGGAUCAGUCAUCAUCAGCACCGAGUCAGGAGCAGUAUGGCGACGUAUCAAGAGAGCGAAAGCCAAGGACUCUAUUGUCGCUGGCGUCGGGGAUGCCAAGCACAAAGAUUUCAAAUUUCAGCGUGUUCCGGGCAUCACAGAUAUUGUCGCUGUCAGGAGCUCCGUCUUUGGCGCUUUCGCUGCUGUUCGGAAGGAUUCUGAGGUAAUCCGGGAGCAGAUCAAGACCAGCCCGCCGACACUUUGGGACGAUCUCGCUCCGCUCGAUUAUCUCAAAAACUUCCGGUCUUCUGAUGCAAGCACCCAAAAGAAGGACAACUUGAAGUUUUGGAAUCAUGAUCAACUUGUCUCUCAGCUUGCAAGCACCGCCCUCGAGGUAUUGAAAUCUCCAGAUCUCGAUGCGGAUUUGCACAACUACUUAUCGACCUGGCCCUUCUCAAACGAGGAGUUGGAUACCGCUGUUUGCACAUCGUCUUCACCGGAGAUUCGCUUGCCGGUUCAUAGUUGGAUCUUGGGAGCACGCAGCCCGGUUUUGCGAAGAGGUCUCCCAACGGCUCGGCUGCAAGGUUCGUAUGAACUGCCGGAGCACCUCACGAUUGAAAGUGUUGCCGGCAAGACUACCGUGACGUUCACCGGCAUCGACAUUAUCUCUCUUCUGAACCUUGUCCUGUUUAUGUAUGAGGACCGAGUCAUUCCAGUCUGGAACUACACCCGUCAAGAUCCUGCUCUGGCUUACAGGUAUCGCCAGAUACGUACAGAAGUAAUGAAAUUGGCUGCAAGACUCGAAAUGAGCAAGUUAGAAGCUGCGGCCCAGAAGCAGACUGAUCCGCUCAGGUCCAUGCAUAUCGACUUUCGGUCCGCCUUGGACGACCCAACGUUCUUCGAUGAUGCGGACGCCAUCCUGCUGCUUGAUGGCGACGAAGUUCCCGCCCACAGCGCACUGCUCCGGCAGAGAUGCCCCUUCUUCGAGGCACUGUUCCAUGGUCGCUCACAAGGUGCAUGGCUUGCAAACCGCCGGGCUGUCGUGGGACCGGCUGGCAUGAUACCUAUUGAUCUGGAACACAUCGAACCAGAGACUUUCAAAUAUGUGCUGCGGUACCUCUAUGCCGACGUUGGCACUGAGCUCUUUAACGACGUCAUUUGUGACAGCAUUGAUGAUUUCUCGGAUCUCGUCAUGGACGUCAUGGGGGUGGCCAACGAGUUGAUGCUUGACCGACUGUCACAAAUUUGCCAGCAAGUGAUUUCUCGAUUCGUCAACACUCGCAACGUGGCUCAUUACCUCAACGCCAUCAGUCCAUGUUCCGUGACCGCAUUCAAAGACGCUGGUCUAGAGUACAUCACUUUGCAGGCUGAAAACCUUCUCGAGAAUAAUCUUCUGGAGAACUUGGACGAUGAAGUCAUCGAGGAGCUUGAUGCCGUGGUCAGGGCCAAUCAACUUGCCCGCUACCCGUUUGCCCGAAGCGACCGGGCAGAGCUGCUUCUUCACGAGAACCACCCAGAGCUCGCUCAGGAUAUUGAAGAGGAGAGGCAGCGAAGAGUCAGGGAGAUGGCGUUCAAGGCUAGUCAGAAGGAAGAGGAAAGAAAACUAUCCUCGUCACUCAGGGGCAAAUUUGGCAGCCUCGAGGACCUCACUCCCGUGUCACCCGGCCCGGAGAAACAGGCACGGAAGGCUAAGGCACGGAGGAAUGAACCGUUCAGCCCUGAACUACGUCCCAAAUCUACACAGAACGACUUCAUGUUCGAUAUGGACGACGAAGAAGGGACGGCUGACAGUCCGUCAAUCCGGCCACAGAAAAUUGCUGGUGGCAAGAGGCAGCAGCAGCCUGAGCUGGAUCAGAUACCUCCUCUGGCGGGAUCAUCAUCGUACCUUGAUGAGAGGCGGAAAUCCAUUGCUCAAUCGCCUUUGAUGCCAUCACCAGCUGCGGUUGCCACCGCUCCUGAAAAGUUCGGCACGCCGUGGGCUUCGGCUACGAUGCCCACCACCAAGCUUGAUUUGCGCGAGAUCAUGAAUGAAGGAUCCUCUGGGCCCUCGGCCCUGUCGGCGGGCUUGGCUGCUCAGAGGGCCAAGGAGGCUUCGGCCAAGCCACAGCAGACCAAGAUAUCGCAGAAGGAGCGUAAGAGACAGCAGCAGCUGCAGGCAGAGCAAGCCGCGAGGGAAGCCCUGACGCCACCUGCCAAGACACCUUGGGAAAAGUCGUCUGCUGAUACCAAGGCAUCGCCGUGGAAGACGGUGUCGAGAGAUGCUCAGCCCUCGCCAAAGGGUACCAUGCCUGAUGCUCUCCUCCAGGUCCCGCCCAAUACGAAGCCUCUUGUUGCUGCCGAAGCCUCGGCAAAGUCCAUACCCCGGCGGACACAGUCUCCUGACACGCGCCACUCAGGCCAAUCUCGAACGCCAACCACAGCUACACCUCCUCUACGGCCGCCUUCGAAGCCAACAGCCCCUUCAUCCAUGUCCACAUUCUCGGCGGACGACCCAUCCAAGCCUAUCGUUCCGCACUCCAAGAGUUACAUGAAACCGGCCUCCAAAUCGGAACCCACGCUCGGGCUCAGCAUGGCCGAUAUCAUGGACCAAGAAACGCGGAAUCGCGAUAAAGUAAAGGAGGCCGUGGCAAAGCGCAGCCUGAUGGAGAUCCAGCAGGAGCAAGCGUUCCAGGAAUGGUGGGACGAGGAAUCGCGGCGCACGCAGGAGGAGGAAGCCAGGCGGCUGGCUAGAGAGAAAGACAGGGAAGAGGGCAAGUCGCGUGGCCGGAGGGGCCGGGGUGGAAAGGCAAGGGCCUCCGCCAGAGGGGGAGGGGGAGGGGGUCCCAGUGGCCAUGAUGUUGGUGCCAAGAACACUGGGCCUGCUGGAGGCGAGACGGCAAGGCAAGCGGCCCAAGAGGCUGGAAGAAGCCGCGGUAAUCGACGGGGCCGAGGCCGUGGUGGUGUUGCAAAAGCCUCGUCAUGAGGUACGAAUACUGUCGAAACCUGCGUGCUUGAGUACAAUUGUUUCUCAUCCUUUUUUAAAGGGCUACAUCCAGUUUCAUGGACAAGUUAUGCCGCAUGCUUAAUAAGGGCGAGUGCCCUGUCUUGGCUUGAAUAGUAUAUAUUGCAUCUAGUCGAAGAUCGUUGACUUCUCGUAUAUACCUCUGAAUUUUCCCCG